AUGUCGUCCUUCGGUGACUUGAUCGAGCUGGGCGUGCCCACUCUGGACCGCCCCUUUGGCCUGAAACUAUGGCCCAUCUUCAACAAGGCGUUUGAGCUUGUCGUCGGCUACCCAGCCGACCAGUUCCAGUUCGUCGCCGGCUCGACGCCUAUGUCGACGCUCAAGGAGACGAGCAUCUUCAUCGUCAUCUACUACUUCAUCAUCUUCGGUGGCCGCGAGGUUAUGCGCAACCGCGAGGCGUUCAAGCUGAAGGCGCUGUUCCUGGUCCACAACUAUGUGUUGACGGUCGUCAGCUUCCUUCUGCUGGUUCUGUACGCUGAGCAGCUGAUUCCCACCGUCGCCCGCCACGGUAUCUUCCACGCCAUCUGCAGCAACGAGGGUGGCUGGACCCAAGAGCUGGUUGUCCUGUACUACCUCACCUACCUCACCAAGUACCUAGAGUUGCUCGACACCGUUUUCCUGUUCCUGAAGAAGAAGCCCCUUACCUUCCUCCACUGCUACCACCACGGUGCCACCGCUCUUCUGUGCUACACCCAGCUGAUUGGCUCGACCGCCGUUUCGUGGGUCCCGAUCACCCUGAACCUGGGCGUCCACGUCGUGAUGUACUGGUACUACUUCCAGUCCGCACGGGGCAUCCGCAUCUGGUGGAAGGAGUGGGUCACCAAGUUCCAGAUCAUCCAGUUCAUCAUCGAUCUCGGCUUCGUCUACUUCGCCUCGUACACCUACUUCACCUCCACCUACUUCCCGUACUUGCCUAACAUGGGCAAGUGCUCUGGCGAGGAGUUCGCUGCGUUCGCCGGCAUUGGUAUCCUGAGCUCGUACCUGGUCCUGUUCAUCUCGUUCUACCUGGCCACGUACCGCAAGGAUGGCAAGAAGACGACCUCCCGCAAGGCUGUGCGCCGCAUGUCCCAGGCUCCCCUGCCCGACCCGCACGACCUGCUGGUCGGCACUCAGCCCGCCACCGCCACCACCACGGGCGCCAAGCCCGCCGCCGCCAAGACCAGCGGUGUCACCACCCGCUCUCGCAAGGCAUAA
Molecule: messenger RNA, 1035 nt
Organism: Sporothrix brasiliensis 5110
Lineage: Eukaryota; Fungi; Ascomycota; Sordariomycetes; Ophiostomatales; Ophiostomataceae
Product: fatty acid elongase 3
Exons: 2
Coding region: 1-1035 (344 amino acids)
Biological process (GO): sphingolipid biosynthetic process; very long-chain fatty acid biosynthetic process; fatty acid elongation, saturated fatty acid
Cellular component (GO): endoplasmic reticulum membrane
Molecular function (GO): fatty acid elongase activity
Source: RefSeq, a predicted model, not a curated record